AAUAUCGACCAUUGUUAUAAAUCAGAUAGCUUUUAAUUGCAUAGAGGAACUUAGUACAACAGCAAAUAUCCUGUAAUUGACGGAACAAGGACAUACUGAUACUUCUUAUUUUAAAUUGAAUUAUUAAAUAUUGUAAGGAUUAUGAAGAAAGGAUUAAUUAUUGUUCUCGUGAUAAUAGUGAUUUUAGGAUUAUGUGGAGUAAUAGCGGAGGACAAUAAUGGAGAUAACAUGAGAGUGAUUGUAAAACGUAGUUUCCUGAAUAAACUGUUUUCUAAAAUUACGGGAAAAAUAUCUAAAGUGGGAAUAGGCCGACAAAAUGGAAUUUACAACUCGGGGUCAGGGAGGACAAGAUCAAGGUCAAGAACACAACAGUGGACACGAGGAAGAGGCUCCUCUUCAAGAACGACAAAAAAGACACAGAGAUCAAGGAAUAGAAAACAAUAUGUCUGAAAACCCUUAAUUUUUAAGGGGCAUAAAAACAAAACAUAUUAUCUACGUACAUAGAAGAUGGUCUUCAUUUGAUAUUUGAUUGUAGCAU
Molecule: messenger RNA, 538 nt
Organism: Saccostrea echinata
Lineage: Eukaryota; Metazoa; Mollusca; Bivalvia; Ostreida; Ostreidae
Exons: 2
Coding region: 142-450 (102 amino acids)
Source: RefSeq, a predicted model, not a curated record